This is a messenger RNA of Mytilus trossulus (common blue mussel), 2915 nucleotides long. RefSeq names its product sodium-dependent glucose transporter 1A-like. Bases 39 to 1949 code for a protein of 636 amino acids. The transcript is spliced from 4 exons. Gene Ontology annotation, biological process: transmembrane transport. Lineage: Eukaryota; Metazoa; Mollusca; Bivalvia; Mytilida; Mytilidae. The record is from RefSeq and is a predicted model, not a curated record.
AUAAUAACAUAUUCCCACGUAGAGAAUCAUAUGCAGGGAUGCAGAAGAAUGAUGAUGUUGACCAAAGUGUCUGUAUACCACCAGCUGAAAUAGCGUCCGAGGAUGAGGAACUCAUAAGCAGUGCACGCAUGACAACAGCUGAUGCAAUACCUGAAAAUGAUUUUGACCCAAGUGUCUGUAUACCACCAGCUGAAAAUCCGUCCGAGGAUGAGGAACUCAUAAGAAGUGCACGCAUGACAACAGCUGAUGCAAUACCUGAAAAUGAUUUUGACCCAAGUGUCUGUAUACCGCUAGCUGAAAUACCGUCCGAGGAUGAGGAACUUAUUAGCAGUGCACGCAUGACACCAGAUGAUGCAAUACCUGAACAAAAUGUAUUAAUUGACAAUGACAUAAAAAAUCAAGAAGAUGAUGCAACAACAAAAAUAAAACAGUCAUUAAAGGAAAGAUUGGUGAAAGAUGAUAUUUUCAGACGUAAAUUUAUAUUAUGGAUUUUUCUUUGUAUGUCUACCGGUAUUCUGGGUUGGGUUAUUGGACAAUUAGGUCCCUCGCUUCUGGACCUGAAAGAGAUAACUAAUUGUAGACUAGAAGAAGCUUCGUUUUUUCUGACGUCGGUGUUUAUUGGCUAUCUGAUGGGAACGAUUGUCAGUGGAGCUAUUUACCAGCGGAUGAACCCGUUCUUGUUGAUUUUCCUUGGAAUUACUACUCUCGGUGUUACGUCUGCGGCGAUUCCAUGGUGCUCUCUUUAUGGGAUAAUGAUUUCUAUGCAUAUAUUGAAGGGUUUUGGUUUUGGCGUUCUCGAUACAGCUGGAAAUUCUGUCUUUAUUUCCAACUUUAAAAACGAGAAGGGAAUACAGUCCUAUCUACAUGCUAUACAUCUAAUGUUUGCUGUUGGUGGAUUUUUGUCUCCAAUAGCAACAGCUCCGUUUUUAAUGCAGGAUCUUCCUAGCCCACAAAUGGACGAAAAUUUAAAUUUGACCGUCUACCAAAAUUCUAGUUGGUUAGUAACAUCAAGUUUACCCUCUAUUUUAUUCAUAGAGAACAAAACUGAUUUUUCAACAUUGCAAUAUACAUUACAGACGUCUAACAGUUCUAACCUGACAGAUCAUGAUUCACACGAUAGAAACAUUACUAAAGGUACUCAGAGACUCUCAGUACUGUACAAAGCAUAUCUCAUUUCAGCAGGCUUGUGUUUCAUGCUUUCAAUACCAUUUGUGUUCAUGUGUUUUAGCAACAACAAAACAAACAAGGAAGAGAAAUCGAAACAAAUAACUAAAAAAUUGGAAUUGCCUAUCCGUGUAAAAUUAAGCAUUCUUUUUUUAAUGUGUCUUUUCUUGGGAAUUGAUAACGGAAUGGAAGAUACAUUCUUUGGACUAUUUACGACAUUUGUUGUGGUUCAGCUUGGAUGGACGAAGAAGAGCGGAUCAUACAUAACUUCAUUAUAUUGGGCAUCAUUUGCUUGUGGUCGUCUAAGUGCUAUUUUUAUUGGCCGAAGAUUGAAAGCUUCCAAAUUAUUACGUUAUUACAUAAACGUUUUUCUUUUAGCAAUGAUUGGACUUUUUGUGUCAACAAUGUUUGCUUUUGAUAUAGGAAUUUGGAUAUUUUUUCCAGUGAUGGGAUUUACAGUAUCUGUAUUCUUUCCAUCUAUAUUUAUAUGGACGCAAGAUUUUCUUACUGUGGCUGGAAAAGUGUCAUCCAUUUUAUUAGUUGCUGCGUCGUUAGGCUCUAUGCUUAACCCGAUUUUGAUUGGUUAUUUAAUGGAUAAUUACGAUUCAAUGUGGUUUGCGUAUAUUACACUAGCGGAUGGUAUAGUAAUGUGGAUCAUGGUGUGGAUAGCUACUUAUGUUUCUCGUUAUGUAAAAAAAUAUCGUGUUGAAGUACUUAAUGUUGAAUGUACUGAAAUUCAAGUACCUAAUGCUGAAUGUACUGAAAUUCAAGAAAAUAGUUCAUAAUAUUAAUAAGGGUUUACUGUUAUCACUGUAACAUGUAUGCUUGCAAAGGUUGUGUAGUAAAAAAAACUUCAUCUAGAACUUCCCGAGCCAAAAAGAUAGGCAGCUAAAGCGGGAUUACACAUUUGGAAUGGUUUUGCUAAAAAAAAAUGUUAUUAAAAUCACUGAAACCAUCAAAGGACAACCCAAGUUUGCCUAUGACUAAUCUGACAAAAUAAGAAAGGAAAUUUAAAAAAAAUGAUUUAAUGGUUGCUCACAUAUGUUAAAAGCACUUUUCAUGCGACCGCAAAAAAAAUGUUUGGUCGUAUAUUGGUAUUACGUUGUUGCCGUCGUCGGAGUUUAUAAAUUAGGGACGCAAAUUAAAGGGGCCAAAACAUGCAUUUACCUAGCUAUAGUUUCAGGACAAUAAGUUGUGUAUAAGUAUUUUUAUUGCUCUGAUAUUGUACCACAAUGUUCAUACCAUUAAGUAGAAGGUCUGGAUUUAUUAUAAGGGUAAUGGGGUAAACAGACUAAAACAGUCUAGGAAUUAGGGCCAAAAUGGGGCCAAAACAAGAAGUUUUGUAGCUUCGGGACAAUAAAUUAUGUAUAACUGUAUGAAUCUCUCUGACAUUGUACCACAAGGUUCCAUAUAACGCAGGAAAUGCUUAGAUUUAGUUAAUAAACCUGAACAUUUAGGAAUAAGGGGCCAAAAAGGGCAAAAAGAAUCAUUUUAUACGACCGCAAAAAUUGAAAAUUUUUUGAUCGUAUAUUGGUAUGACGUUGGCCUCGUCGUUUUCGCACAAUAACUUUAGUAUAAGUACUAAGGGGUUGUCAUUAAUAAAUUAAUAUUUCUUCUUUACUGUGAAUUCGAUCUAAAGAUAAUUAUUAAUGUGUAAUGAAUGAGUAGACAUAAAAAAGUCUUGAUAAAUAAUUUGGUUAUUUUCAUAUAAUUUAUUUGCAUAAAUUUAAAAAGCCUAGUUAUCAUGGCAU